Ziziphus jujuba (common jujube) is the source of this 11862-nucleotide messenger RNA. Its product is annotated as chromatin structure-remodeling complex protein SYD. The transcript has 35 exons. The record is from RefSeq and is a predicted model, not a curated record. Gene Ontology annotation, cellular component: nucleus. NCBI's taxonomy places the organism in Eukaryota, Viridiplantae, Streptophyta, Magnoliopsida, Rosales, Rhamnaceae. The coding region runs from base 320 to 11689 and encodes 3789 amino acids. Gene Ontology annotation, biological process: positive regulation of transcription by RNA polymerase II. Gene Ontology annotation, molecular function: DNA binding; ATP binding; histone binding.
UAUUAUUUAUAAAAAAAAAUUUAUUAAAUAUGUACUUUUUUGAAAAUCGUUGAUUUAAAAGGUUGCGAUGGGCGUAAAAACGACGCCGUACGGGUAGAAAUCAGGAGGAAUUUUCAGUAUUUCCACUUCCAUGGCAUCGAAAGAAAAGCCCUAGAACUGCCAGAACUCUUUGCCAGAUUUUCGGAUCGCUUUUCGAUUUGGUAUCGUAGUUCAUCGCUGAUAAUUUAUAUUUCUUCGUAAUAAAAAAGGAAAUGGAAGCUUUUGGUUAACUGCGCUAUCGUAUUCAACUCAUUUUGCUCGAUUUCAAAGCUUGAAUGAGAUGGCGUCUUCGCAUAAUGUCGAGUUGGAGGCAGCAAAGUUUCUGCACAAACUCAUUCAAGAUUCUAAAGAUGAGCCCGCAAAAUUGGCUGCGAAACUUUACGUGAUAUUACAACACAUGAAGUCAAGUGGGAAGGAGCAUUCUAUGCCUUAUCAAGUAAUAUCAAGGGCAAUGGAGACUGUUAUCAAUCAACAUGGUCUUGAUAUUGAAGCCCUGAAGUCAUCGCGCCUUCCUAUGGCUGGAGGAACUCAAACAGGCGAUUCCGCAACCGCACAAUUUGGAGGGUCUUCUCAAGCUGCUGGGGUUUCAAAAGAUUCCAAAGCGGGCAUGGCUGAAAAUGAGAUUGCGAAAGUUGAUCCAUUUGGAUCAAGUAGGCCGCCUGUUGGUCCAAGUAGUGGAGGACACGACUAUUAUCAAGGAGCUGGACCCCAUAGGAGUAGUCAGUCUUUUGAUCAUGAAAGUCCAUCUAGUUUGGACUCUAGGUCCGCUAACUCGCAAUCACAAGAAAGGCGUGAUACGGCAAAUUGGGAAAAACAGGUGAAUCAAAAAGACACCAAAAAGACAACUAGUAAGCGAAAGAGGGUAGAUACUUCAGUUCCCAUGGAACCACACAAUGAAAAUGCUCAGCAACUUGAUACCCGCAGCACUGUAGGUAAUUCAAGGAAGGGAAAGAUGAACAAAAUUGAACCGUCUUCUACUUUUAAUAUUCUUCCAAAUAGUGGCCAAGUGGAAAACUUCUCGUCCUUGUCUGGUAGCAUGAGACAGGUGAUUAGAUCCAAACAAGAGGCUCAACAUUUGAUAGAUAAACAGUUGGAUUCACCGAACAUUAGCAAUCCAAUCUCUCGGGCUCCAAGUUCAAAGUUCCCCGAAGAUUUGGAAGUUUCCUCUAUGCAAAGUCCUUCGACACAGCAACAGGUUGGUUCAGUACCAUCUACACAUGACAUUAUGGGUGUGUGGAAUCAAAAUAAACUUGGUGUACCGUUUGAAAAGUCCCAGGUUCCCAGAUUUCCAUCUAAUCCAGUUCCUGGCACCAUGACAGCAGAAAUUCCAAUGCAGCAGUCAACAGUUCCAUCUGUUGGAUUAAAUCCGUUUGCGAAGGUUCAUGGAGGGGUUCCUGUGGCUUCUAAUCCAUUUCCAGUUGCAGAGUCUGGAUUCUCAAGUCCAAUGCAAUUUGGUGGUGCAAUGCCUGGAAAGGUUAUGGAAAACGAUGGAGGAAGUUCAAAUAUGUUAGCAGAUGCAAGUAAACUUUCUCAGGGUGCCAGGGAAAGCAGCAUAUCUGAGAUGAAUAUGCUUAGAAGUGCAACAUCUAGAGAUCCUGGAAAAUCUCCUGUAGCAUCUGGUAUGCCUUUUAAGGAACAGCAGUUGAAACAGCUGAGGGCCCAGUGUCUUGUAUUUUUAGCCUUCAGAAAUGGGUUGAUGCCAAAGAAGUUGCAUCUCGAAAUUGCUCUUGGAAACAUAUUUCCUAAAGAAGGUACUAAUACUGAUGGACCUCGCAAAGAGUUGAUCGACCAUAAAGGGAAAGCACAAUCUUCUAAUGAUCCAAAUAUUGUUCCUGAGGUCAUGAUGCCACCUGUAAGACUGAACAACACCAGGGAAGCUGAUAAAAUACCUUCAGGUGCCUCAUCCACUGGAAGAUUCCAAGAAACUGAAUCCUUAUCUAUAGAAGCUGGGAGCUCAAAAAUGGAGGACAAAGGUGGCCCACCUUCAGACCAUUCUGUACUUGCAGAAGAAAGAAAACUUCUACUUUCAAGAAAGCCUGAUGCUGAAAUACAAACACAGGAAACAACAUCUUCCCUAGCAAUGGCAUCGCAAAAGAAUGAUUUUUCUGGUGGAAGGGGUGGUAUAACUGUUACCAUGCCUGGGGAAAAUAUGGAAAAUGGCCACCUGCUAGUUGGAAAGGCUAACCAAGCCUCGUAUAUAGCCAUGAAUAGGCAGAUGACUCCUGAGAUGAUUGGUUGGACUGGAGUUGGUAAUCCUAAUGAUGUUUCUAGAGGACCACUACCAACCUCCAGUGUUCAGCGUGAGAUGGUGCCUGCAAGAAAGGAUAAUGCACCUAUAAGAGAUCGUUGGAGACCAGUUUCUGGAAUUGAAAAUGAUCACCAUGCAGUACCUCCUAUGAAGGAUGUUAAUAUGAUGCAAAAGCAUGUAUUGCAGGAUGAUUCUAAAGUUUCUGCUAUUCAAAAUGGAUGCUUUUCAGAUGGACGGAAAGUAGUUCAUUUUUCUGAAACACUGAAAAAUGGCACUAGUUUUACUGCAGAGCAAGUUGAGGAAGAUGACUCAUUAUCGACUGAUGUGCCACCUUCUCCUAAGUACACCAUGUUAGAGAAAUGGACCAUGGAUCAGCAGAAAAAGAAACAUUUAGAAGAGCAAAAUUGGAUUCUAAAACAGCAGAAAGCAAAGCAAAGAAUUGCAGUGUCUUUCCACAAGUCAAAGGAGAAUGUGAGCUCGUCUGAAGAUAUAUCUGCAAAAACAAAAAGUGUCAUAGAGCUUAAGAAACUACAACUAUUGGAGCUUCAACGUCGUCUUCGGAGUGAUUUCCUGAAUGACUUUUUUAGACCAAUCACGACUGAAAUGGAUCGCUUGAAAUCAUUUAAGAAACACAGACAUGGCAGGAGAAUAAAACAAUUAGAAAAGUUUGAACAGAAAAUGAAGGAAGAGCGACAAAAGAGAAUACGAGAAAGGCAGAAGGAGUUCUUUAGUGAGAUAGAAGUUCACAAGGAAAGACUUGAUGAUGUGUUCAAGUUUAAGAGAGAACGGUGGAAGGGUUUCAAUAAAUAUGUAAAGGAAUUCCACAAGAGGAAGGAACGCAUCCAUCGUGAGAAGAUUGAUCGGAUCCAACGUGAGAAGAUUAAUUUGUUAAAGAUCAAUGAUGUGGAAGGAUAUCUUCGAAUGGUGCAGGAUGCCAAGUCUGAUCGUGUUAAGCAACUUCUUAAAGAAACAGAGAAAUACCUUCAAAAGCUUGGAUCCAAGCUACAGGAGGCAAAGUCUAUGGCAAGUCGAUUUGAACAUGAUAUGGAUGAGACAGGAGCUCCAAGUGUUGUUGAGAAGAGUGAGACUGCAUUUGAAAAUGAAGAUGAAAGUGAUCAAGCAAAGCAUUAUUUGGAAAGCAAUGAAAAGUACUAUUUGAUGGCUCAUAGUAUAAAAGAGAGCAUUGCAGAUCAGCCAUCUUGUCUUCAGGGUGGAAAAUUAAGAGAGUAUCAAAUGAAUGGUCUAAGGUGGUUGGUUUCGCUAUACAAUAAUCAUUUGAAUGGUAUCCUGGCUGAUGAGAUGGGCCUUGGUAAAACUGUUCAGGUUAUUGCUUUAAUUUGUUACCUGAUGGAGACCAAAAACGAUAGAGGACCCUUUUUAGUGGUUGUGCCAUCUUCAGUUUUACCUGGAUGGGAAACAGAAAUAAGCAUAUGGGCACCUAGUAUACAUAAGAUUGUCUAUUUCGGGCCUCCGGAGGAGAGGCGUAAGUUAUUCAAGGAAAAAAUUGUUCACCAGAAAUUCAAUGUCCUCCUGACAACAUAUGAGUAUCUGAUGAACAAGCAUGACAGACCAAAACUAAGUAAAAUACACUGGCGUUAUAUAAUAAUUGAUGAAGGACACCGUAUAAAAAAUGCUUCGUGCAAGUUAAAUGCUGACCUGAAGCAUUAUCGGAGCUCUCAUAGAUUGUUAUUAACUGGAACUCCACUACAGAACAACCUUGAGGAGUUGUGGGCAUUGCUGAACUUCCUGUUGCCUAAUAUUUUCAACUCUUCAGAGGAUUUUUCUCAGUGGUUCAACAAACCAUUUCAGAGUAAUGGUGAUAACUCAGCGGAUGAAGCUUUGCUCUCCGAGGAGGAGAAUCUCUUGAUCAUAAAUCGUCUUCACCAAGUACUUCGACCAUUUGUGCUUCGGAGGCUGAAACACAAGGUUGAAAAUCAAUUGCCAGAAAAGAUUGAGAGACUUAUAAGAUGUGAGGCUUCUGCUUAUCAGAAGCUUUUGAUGAAGAGGGUCGAAGAAAAUCUGGGAUCGAUUGGAAGUUCUAGGUCUCGGUCAGUGCAUAACUCUGUUAUGGAGCUUCGCAAUAUAUGCAAUCAUCCUUAUCUUAGCCAGCUUCAUGCAGAGGAGGUCAAUAGUUUGAUACCUAAGCAUUAUCUCCCAACUGUUAUUAGACUUUGUGGGAAGCUUGAAAUGUUAGAUCGGAUACUACCCAAGUUAAAAGCAACAGAUCAUAGGGUUCUUUUCUUUUCCACAAUGACCCGACUACUUGAUCUUAUGGAGGAGUAUCUCAACUUCAAGCAAUAUCAGUACCUUCGGUUGGACGGCCAGACAUCUGGGAAUGUUCGUGGUGCCCUCAUUGACCAGUUCAACAAUCCAAAUUCACCUGUAUUUAUAUUUCUUCUCAGUAUUCGGGCUGGUGGUGUUGGAGUAAAUCUUCAAGCUGCUGAUACAGUGAUCAUAUUUGAUACUGACUGGAAUCCACAGGUGGAUUUGCAAGCUCAGGCGAGAGCUCAUAGAAUUGGCCAGAAAAGGGAUGUGCUUGUUCUUCGAUUUGAAACGGUCCAAACUGUUGAAGAACAAGUCAGAGCUUCAGCUGAGCACAAACUGGGAGUUGCUAAUCAGAGCAUAACUGCUGGUUUCUUUGACAAUAAUACCAGUGCUGAAGAUCGAAGAGAAUAUCUAGAGGCACUUCUCCGAGAGUGUAAGAAAGAGGAAGCUGCACCUGUUUUAGAUGAUGAUGCACUAAAUGAUCUCUUAGCCCGCAGUGAGCCAGAGAUUGAUAUCUUUGAAUCUGUUGAUAAACAAAGGCAGGAAGCAGAGAUGGCGACAUGGAGGAAGCUGGUAAUUGAACGAGGGUUAGAUAGUUCUGAACCUUUACCUCCUCUGCCUUCCCGCCUUGUUACAGAGGAAGAUUUGAAGGAAUUCUAUGAAGUAAUGAAGAUAUACGAAGUGCCAAAACCUGGGCCUGGUAUGGUGUCAAAUGUUGGUGUCAAGCGGAAGGGUGAGUAUCUUGGGGGCCUUGAUACUCAGCAAUAUGGAAGAGGAAAACGAGCAAGAGAGGUUCGUUCCUAUGAAGAGCAAUGGACGGAGGAGGAGUUUGAAAAGAUGUGUCAGGUUGACUCCCCUGAAUCUCCUAGCAAACCGAAGGAAGAAGUUAAAGACACAAAUUUGCCAACAGAUGCCAGUCGAUCUAUUGUGACUGUUAAGACAGAAAUUCCUGCUCCACUUUCAUCAGAGCAAUCCCACUCAACACACCAACCAGUCACAUCAAUCCCACCACCUCCACCAGCACCCACUGUCCAACCUGCACCGAUUAUCCAACCAACACCGACUAUCCAACCACCACAUCUGCAGCAAGGCAAAGAGGUAACACCACCAGCUAAGCGUGGCCGUGGGAGGCCAAAAAGAGCUACUACAGAUCAAUCACCAACUGCUGUGGUUCUUACAGCUCCCUCUGGAACUGACAAAGUGGAUUUGGCAUUACAGAGAGGAACAACAUCUAGCUCUGAUACAACCUCCUGUCCCAAUCCUUUAGCGGUCAAUGUAAAAGGUGUCAUUGGGACUGUACAUCAAACUGGUAUAGGGGUUACACCUAGUUCUCAACCAACCACUCCCCCUUCUGCUACUUCUGGAGCACAAGUAGCUGCUGUCCCUUCUGUUCCCGUGCAAGGAAGAGGACAGGGUCGGAAAAUUCAAAGUUCUGGAGAAGCACCCCGGCGUAGGGGAAAGAAACAGGGGCCAGUAUCACCUGCUGUUACUAGUGGUUUGACUGGAUCGGAUCUAAAACAAAAUGAGAUUCAACAGAAUAAAUCAAUGAAUCCAUCAGUAAAUCAGGCCACUGUCAUUACUGCAACUGUUUCUAGUACUCCUCUGGUCCAGUGUCCUGAUUCUUUACCAGGUUCUGCUGCUUCACAAGGUACUGAUGUAAUAGAUCCUCAUCAUGGCGAGGGUACAGGUUUGAGCUCUCCUCAAACCCCUACUUUGCAAGGUGUUAAUCCUGUAUCUCAAUCCUCUUCUCCUUGCCCUUCUGUGCCCAUGCAAAUGAAAGGGCAAGGUCGGAAGACUCAGAGUGGUGCAGGUGGAACCCGGCGUAGGGGAAAGAAACAGGCACUAGUAUCACCUCCUGUUCCUGAUGUGUCACCUGGUCAGGAUUUAAAACCAAAUGUAAAUUCACAGAAUAAAUCUGGUGAUUUGAGUGAGAGUCAAGCUGUGAAAAGCAAGCAAGAUGUUGCUAAGGAGCCAACCAAUGCUAUACAAGAGCAAGUAUGUCAUGCACCUGAUAGUUUGGCAGGUCCAGAUCAAGACGUAAAAUCAACCAAACAGCCGGUUGGCUUAGCUCUAGCUAAGCAGUCAGAAGUCUCAUCAACCACACAUGACAGUGAUCAGAUCUCCAUGGGCCCUACAUCCGGAGAGAGUCAAAAUGCUGCUGUCCUCAAUGUUGCAUCUCUGACAAAGGAUGCUUCCAAUGAAAAUUGCUCAUCCAAACUGGAAGCAAAUAAGCUUUCAGGAAAUGAAGCUGUUGUUGCUCCAGCUGUAGCUUUAUCAAGCACGACUUCCCCUGAGGUGACCAAGGACUCAUGUUUAGUGGAUAGAACUGUUACGGCUACAUCUACCGUAAUGAGUGCAGCUCUAGUUGUUCCUUCAACUGAUUCUUUUGCCACUUCCACUACAAUGGAAGGUAUCACUAAGACAAAGCAUCUUGUUGCUGCAGAAAUUGCUAUCAACCCUCAGUCUACCCCUCCUUACCCUUCUGUUCCUGCAGCCUCUCAAUCUACUGGUGCUUUACCAACUGAAUCUAUACAAGUCAAAAGACAAGGUCGAAAGGCUCCACCUAGAGGAGAAACACCUCGUCGCAGGGGAAAGAAACAGGCUUUAACAAUGUCUGCUGUACCUGAUGGUUCAGCAGCUCACGCUUCAAAAUUAAGUUCUCAAUCCCAGAAUAGGUCUGAUGAUGCAAUUGGAAGCAAGUCUGCUAUCCUAAGGGGUAAGCAUGGAACUGACACACAGGAAAACAAUGUUAUUCAGGCUCAGAUAUCUGAGGUCAAUUUGCCUAGUGGUUUAGCUGGUCAGGAUCCAAAAAGAAAAGAGCAAUCUGGUCAUACUCCCCCAGUGAAGCAGUUAAUAAAUCCUCCGACAACAAUUGACAGUGCUCUUGGAUCCUCUGAUAAAAAUUCUGCUUUAGGUCGAAUUCAAACAGCUAAUGUAAAUGAUGUUGCACGAGUUAUGAAAGAGGUUUUUUCUGGAACUUGCUUGUCAAAAAAUAAAAGUGGGGAGACUGCUGGGAAAGAAGGUAGGGCUGUCCAUAAUUUACCGGUAGUAAGUAAGACUGUUAUGGAAGUGGCCAAAAAUCAAACUUUGGAGGAUAAAGCACAUUCAUCUAUGCCUACUCUGACCACAGCUUCUGUUCUUGACCUUCCGGUGAAUUAUGAAAAACGAUCUGGAAUGGAAGCAGAUGGCACCCGUGUUCUCAUGACUGAUUUGAGUAAAUCGGAAAUCAAGACAACUGCAGUUUCAGUUGUGAAAAUGGCAGACUCAGAAAAACAUUCUAAUGAAGAUGCAAUUUCACUGCCUAACACAGGAGCUCUAUGUACAGCUUCUCUUAGUGCUGGAGAAAGGGAUGAUGGGCUUUCUGAGAGAGAAUCUCCUGAUGCUGGUCCACCUGGUUUUACUACAAGGGCCUCUGGCAAUGAUGUAAGUUCAUCUUUGGUUCCUCCAAGUGUGGUGGAGCCUGUGGCAAUGUCAAAUACUUCUGGAAACAAAACUGAAAUGUUGACAAAGGAGUCUCCAAACUCUUCUCACCUUGAUGCCAGAGGAUUUGAAUGUCAGACAAUUUCCACAAAAACAGACAAGUCCAAUGAUUAUCCUGAAACCACUCCGCCUAUUCCUGUGACUCCAGAAAAUUUAGGCAUAGUGGUCACUUCUGCUAUGAUUGUCAGUGGCUCUGAGAACAAAAUAGAGCCUUCUGUUAAAGAGCUUCAGUUAACAUCUCCUGUAAUUUCAGAAAAGGCUGAUGAUGAUGAUGGUGAGCAUCCUAAAUCACCAAUUUCUCAAAUUCUGGAUCAUUCCAGUGUGGUAGAGCUUCAGUUAACAUCUCCACAAGAUGAAGGCAAUCCUGAAGCUCCUGUAAUUUCAGAAAAGGCUGAUGAUGAUGAUGAUGGUGAGCAUCCUAAAUCACCAAUUUCUCAAAGUCUGGAUCAUUCCAGUGUGGUAGAGCCUCCUAUGACUGAGAUUCAGUCUGGAAAUGAUAGAGAGCCUGCUUUAAAUGAGGUUAAAAAUUGUUCUCUUGAUAUUGGAAUUGAUGAAAAUGCUCCAACUAUUUCUUUGACUCGAGAUCGAUCCACUGGUGUUAAAUUUGAGAAGCGUUCCUCUGAGAGUGUUAUUCUGUGCUCUACAGAAGCUGAGUUUCAAAAAUCUUCUCUUGAAAUUGGAAGCCUUGGAAAUCCCUCAUCUAUUCCUGUGACUGGAGAUCAACCUCCUAGUAUUCAUUUUGAAGAGGAUGCCUCUGAGAAAGAUGUUCUGCCCUCUAAUGAUGCUGAAGCUGAAUCAUCUAUUCCUGUGACUGGAGAUCAACCUCCUAGUAUUCAUUUUGAAGAGGAUGCCUCUGAGAAAGAUGUUCUGCCCUCUAAUGAUGCUGAAGCUGAAACAGCUGCUGAAUGCUCUGGUCAAGCCAGUGUUGCAGGUUUAAAAUUUUCACCGAAAGUCGAAAAUAGUGGAGCUGCUCAUGGACCAUCUGAUAUUGCCUUGGGAGAUAGUAGUGAGACUUUGCAGGACACUUCUGAAACUGGCAACUUGGAAGCUAAAUGUGAUGCUUCUGAAGACAAAGAGGAAACCAUGCCGGACCCUUUAAAGUCAGUCAUAGCUGAAUCUAGUGGUGCCAAAGUCAUCCCAGAAGCUCAUGUUGGAACACUGCUGCAAGAAAUUGAAACUACUGAUCAUAGCGAUGAAGCUUGCAAUAUGGAAUUGGACCCUUCUAAGGGUGAUCAAAUGGAUGGUUCUCAGAAUGUUUUGAUGGAACAUGAAAAAAUAUCAAAUGAGAUUACUUUGCCUUCUUUAUUGGUCACGGAGGAAGACAAACUCAAUAACUCUGAGAGAAGUCCAGUUGGCAACUCAGUAGCAGUUGGGGAGCAGAAAGGACCUGAUGACGCCGAAUCUGGUGAUCAGUUGGAUGUUUCUUGUGAGGGUGGUUUUAUGCCAGAAAAUAUAUCAGAAGUCCCACCUUCAUCUUCCUCGGUGAAAGAGGAACAAAUGAUUGAGAGUUCAUUUGAGAAGUUUCCUGUUAGCUGCUUGGUGGCUUUGAAGGAACCAAAAGAUUCUGAAGCUGGGAUGGAUAUUCAACUUGAUUCUGCGGGGGGCAGUGAGACUUUGCCAGAUCAAGUUAUUUUGUUACCUUCUUGUUUAGAGUCCGGAGAAGAGAUUGGAUGUUCAUCUGAGAAGGGUCCAGCACUUGAGGAACCAGAGAAACCAAAAGAUUCAGAAGCUGAAAUAGAUGUACAAUUAGAUUCAUCAAAUAACAACGAGGUAUUGCUAGAAAAGGUUGUAUCAGGUUCUAUCAUGGAAGAUAAGAUUGAGGGCUCAUAUCAGCAGGAUCCAGCGGGCAGCUCAGUGCCUGAAGAAUCAAAAGAUUCUGAAGCUGAAGGGGCUGUGCAACCUCUAGACAGUUCUGAGGGUUCUAAAGAUGUUCAAACUGAUUCGUAUCUUGCUGGCAAGAUGUCACAAGAAAUUUUUUUAUUAGAAAAUGCACAUCCUCCAUCUUCGUCAGUGACAGAUGCAGAAAAGAUUGAGAGUUCAUUGGAGAAGUGUUCAUUGAGCCUGUCGGUAGAACUUGAGAGGUUGGAAGGUUUUGAGGCUAAGGUGGAAAAUAGAGUGGAUGCAGGUCAUGAUGUUGUUGGUUCUCCAGAAAGUAAAAAAUCGGAAACCAUGAAUCUGCUUUCAUCUUCUUUAGCAUCAGAGGGAGAAAAGAUUGAGGGCUCAGUUGAUAAAGCUCUGUGUAGCAGUCCAGUAGCAUUUAAAGAAUCAGAAGACUCUGUGGUUGAGAUUGUUAAUGAUAUGGGUGCUUCCCAGAUUGGUGGAAUUUUGCCCGAAAGUAAUUUAGAAAAUAUAAAUUUACCUUCAUCUCCCCUGGCAACUUUGGAUGGAAAGACUGCUGGGUCACCUGAAAAGCAUCUGAUUGGCAGUUCAGAGGAACAGGUGGAACGAAAAGGGUCUGAAAAUGAUGUUGAUGACCAAAUUGAUGUUUCCCAUGCUGGCGAAAUUCUUCCUGUAAAUUCUCCCACUGCAGAAAAAGAAAUGAAAAUUGAGGAUUCAUCUGAGGAGGGCCAUGUUGACUGUUCCAUGGCAGUGGAGGAACCACAAAUUCCUGUAGCUGAGGUCAGGGAUCUAAUCGAUGCUUCUCAUGUUGGUGGUUUGGGUCUGGAAAAUUUGUUAGAAAAGAGUGAUGGCUUAUCUGAGAAGAGUCAGGAGGAGGGCAGCUCAUUAUCCCUGAAUGAAUCAAACAAGAACGAUGAUAAAAUCAGUCAUCAAAUGGAUACAAAUGAUAUACCCCAGGAUGCUGGGUUAAUGCCAGAAGAUAUUGUAUCAGAAAAGGUGGAUGUUGUUACAUCUUCUUUAGAGACUCAGGAAGAAAAGGCUGAGGGUUCUUCCGGAAAUAAUCGAAUGAGCAGCUUAGAAGCAGUAGUGGAAUCAAAGGGUUCUGAGGUUGAUGGUCAAUUGGGUGCAUCCCAGGUUAGUACAGUCUUGCCAGACAACGAUAGGUCAGAGAACAUGGCUCUGCCAGCACCCUCUAUGGUGACGGAGGAACAAAAGCUUGAGGGCUUGUUUGAGGAUGGUAUAGUCAGCUUAGUGGUAUUGGAGGAAUCAAAAGGAUCUCCAGCUGAAAUGGGUGAUAAGGUUGAUGUUUCUCAGGAUUGUAGGAUGGUGGCAGAGAUUGAAUCUGAGAAUUUGGAUGAGCCUCCACCUUCAACAUCAGAGGGUGAUAAUGUUCUUGGCUCAUCUGAAGUGGAAUUGGUUGUCAUCUCCUCUGAAAAUUUGGAUCAGCCUCCACCUUCGUUGACAACUGAGGGUGAUAAUGCUGCUGGCUCAUCUAAAAUGGAAUUGAUUGGCAGCCCCUCAGUGCCUGAGGAAUCAGAAUUGAAAGAUGAAGCUGCAACUGCUCAUGUUUCUGAGUCACAGCCAGAGGGCGAAAACAAGGAUUUGCCUCCAUCUACUUCGGCCCAAGACAGUGAAAAUGUCAAGGGAUCACCAGACCGAGAUCCAUUGACGGGUCAUGUUUCAUUGCCACAGAAUGAAAACAAGGAUUUGCCUUCAUCUUCAUCAGCACAAGAGGGUGAAAAUAUUGAGGGAUUAUCAGCGGGAGCUGAACUGGGAAGCUCCGUGGAUAUGGAGGGUGCGGUAGGGUCUGAAGAGUAAGGUUUUUAUGAAUGUAGAAUUUUGUACAGUAGGAAUAUAUUGUUGAUUCAAUUCAAGUGGUUCUACCACAGCUGAAUUUACACCAUAUGGUAAUUAAGAAUUGUUAUGUGUUGUAUAAAAAGGUUAUUGUUACUAACUUUCCUAAAAUUAUAAGAAAGUAGAGCAUUUAUACA